Lichtheimia ornata is the source of this 2010-nucleotide messenger RNA. RefSeq lists its product as uncharacterized. Gene Ontology annotation, biological process: maintenance of protein localization in endoplasmic reticulum. The record is from RefSeq and is a predicted model, not a curated record. Gene Ontology annotation, cellular component: endoplasmic reticulum membrane. NCBI's taxonomy places the organism in Eukaryota, Fungi, Mucoromycota, Mucoromycetes, Mucorales, Lichtheimiaceae. The coding region runs from base 1 to 2010 and encodes 669 amino acids. The transcript is spliced from 8 exons.
AUGGACCAAAAGAGGCGAUUGCAGGGACGACAAAUCACACGAUCGGCUUCAUUACCAAACACUAAGCCGUCUUUGCGCAGUGGGCGUAAUAAUGCGUUCGAGUUAUUGAACAUGGACUCUACAUCUCAUUCCUAUUCAACCAACAAGAAGAAACGGAAAAAGAAAAGCAAGCUUUCCAAUGGCAGCGAUUCACCUUGUCCACCAUCUCCCACCUCGACUUGUCAACGUCGACCACUUGCUGAUACUACCAACCACAUGCGUCCAUCGUCUCAUAUGUCUUCCUCCUCUAUCUCCUCCUCCUCCAAGUCGUCACCUACACCAACACCACCAACGAAUAGCAACACUGAUGCGGAUAAUGCACCACCGAGCAGCAUAUCAUUUUGGGAUUAUCUUCGAGAUGAAGUGACCGUAUCCGACUUUGAUACAACACAAGAGAUCAAACGUGAGCGCAUCAACAACUUUCUCGCUGUUCCAGCUGCCGUAGAGAAACUGAUGGGCUUUGGCUUUGUCGUUUGUCUCGAUUCUUUCUUGUACACAUUCACUAUUCUUCCACUUCGAUUCAUGCUUGCCUUCUACCAUUGCAUGCAGCACAUGUAUCACAAUAUCCAAGUUCUUAUCUACGGCGAAGGCCGGUUAAUAUCAUUACGUCCUUCUCAAAAAUGUGAUCUACUCAAAGGAUUCUUGGCCAUGAUCACCUGUACCGUCAUGUCUAUGCUUGAACCUUCCAGGAUAUACCAUUCGAUUCGUGGUCAAGCCGUCUUGAAGCUUUACGUCAUUUUCAAUUGCUUGGAGGUGUUUGACAAGCUGUGUUGCUCAGUCGGGAAUGAUAUCUUGGAUGCUCUGUUUUCAAAAUCUACAUUGGGUAACCAGCACCAGAACACCAGCGCAAGUAGCACUGUUUACGCGAAAAGACAAUUACGCCCAAUCACCCUAUUUAUUCUAGCCACGGGCUAUAUGAUUCUUCACACCUCGGUGCUAUUUUUUGAAAUGAUCACGCUCAAUGUUGCUAUCAAUUUCUAUUCGAAUGCUCUGCUCUCGCUGCUUAUCUCCAACCAAUUUGUCGAGAUCAAACAAUCCGUAUUCAAACGUUUCGAAAAGGAGAACUUAUUUCAGCUUAGCUGUAGCGACAUGGUGGAACGCUUUCAACAGGUGGCCUUUCUGCUUAUCAUCACGCUUCGUAAUGUGGUUGAAUUGUCCGAGUCAUCACCUUCUUCCAUAUUGCCUUCGACCUUUGUGCCUUUGAUCAAGCUACCAGCCACAGCCACAGUGAGCGCACUCAUGACCCCGGUGAUGAUGGUGAUUGCUUCAGAGCUCAUUGUCGACUGGUUAAAGCAUGCGUUCAUCACCAAGUUCAACCAGAUUCGCCCCUCCAUUUAUGGUAAAUACAUUGAUGUGCUAUGCAAGGAUCUUGUUGUUGGAAGUCCUGGUCGCUUGAGUGGCCGACGGAAUGCUUUUGUGGAUCAAUCACCCGUGGUUUCUCGCCGUAUUGGAUUUCCUGCCCUACCACUUGCUUGCUUGAUUGUGCGGAUGUUCCAGCAGCUGAUGCCAAUGAUUAUGGGCAACUCAAAUGGUGGUGAACAAGGUUCUACAACGUUGGCAUCCAUUCUAGCACGCAACUUUUUGGAUUUUACUGUAUUCUUACCCUCCCACGUGGUUCAUGCCUUGCGUGAUGGCUGGCUCGAGACUGUCUUUGACCACGCAAUCCAAUUUGUCGGCCGUAUCAUUGUUAUUGGCGUGCUUUUAAUAUGUUUGCUGGCGGUGAAAGUCUUUGUGGGUAUCAAUUUGCUUGGCUUUGCUUAUCGACGCUAUGCAAGUAUGACAACACGUGAUACGGUGGAAACCGAAAAGGAUAAAGAAAUGAAGGAAAUGAACAAAAAUGAAGAGAUCUAUCAGAAGGAAUUGCGAUCUUAUCUCAACGAUCCAGCCGACAGCGUCAUGGGUAAAGUUCCCGUCAAAUACACAUUGGAGAACGUGGAUCGGUUUUCCAUGGUCAAGAGCAGAAUACCAUAG